This is a messenger RNA of Corythoichthys intestinalis (scribbled pipefish), 9415 nucleotides long. RefSeq lists its product as uncharacterized. The record is from RefSeq and is a predicted model, not a curated record. Bases 1458 to 4478 code for a protein of 1006 amino acids. Gene Ontology annotation, cellular component: cytoplasm. The transcript has 3 exons. Lineage: Eukaryota; Metazoa; Chordata; Actinopteri; Syngnathiformes; Syngnathidae. Gene Ontology annotation, molecular function: ubiquitin protein ligase activity; zinc ion binding. Gene Ontology annotation, biological process: protein ubiquitination.
UUUAAAGUCACGGUGUCUUUAAUUCUGCUCUCGCGUGCUCACACCUCCAGAUAGGGUUUUGCUGUUUAAUUUUUUAUUUUAUUUUUUUAAAUGCCCUCUUGUUCAAAAUGUUUUCUCCCUCCAGAAAAUUGAGAUUUCAAGCUUUCCAAUAAUGUAUCUCACAUGCAUAUCUGACAAUUUUGAAAGUUGGCCAAAUUGGGGGUCUCAGAGCGGAACUUCAAGUCACCUGAGUGUUUUCCGCCAUAUGUAGCGAGCUGUCAAACCACGCGGCAAAAUCUAAAGCACUCCUUGAAGCAAUCACGUGGUAUAGCUGGGCAGCCAGGCUUCGGACGUCAUCAUAUUCAGAACCUCCUCAAAAUGAAGCGAGCCUGUGCACAAACGUCCCUUCAUUAAUCGACACACCCUUCGAAAGUGGUCAUACCAGUUGAACCAAAUAUCUUCCGACUUGUACAGUACUUGAAUUAAUUUUCUGCCACUUGAGUCAUCAUAUGUUGAAGUCACCAACAGGACCUUCGUCGAGCGGCGCAUUAGCCAAAACGGUGAGUGAAAGCGUUUCUACGUGCUACCAAAGUUGCAGACCAAAUGGUCAUAGUUGAGCUAGAAGUGCUGCGAGUGUGUGUAGUAGCUAAGGGAUGCUUAUCUUACCACGAGCACCACCACUCAUUAUCGUGACAGUCAUUUCUGUGAGUUUUGGCAACUAUUCACUUCGUUUGAGCUACCUGGCGACCAAUGGCAGAAAGCGUAAAGUCAAUUUUCCUCUAAAAAUAUCGUCCAGUGCAACUUUUUUUGACUAGUUUGACUCACACUCCACAGUAGUGAUGUUUCCUCUAAGGCGAACUCCGAAACCACGCCCUAAAACUUUUUUUCUGGAGCGGGAAACCAAUGAUUUGCAUAUUAUUGGUCAUGUAUUAGGUUAGUGGAUAAUAGUACUGGCUCAUUUAGAUGAAAUUAUGCCCAAAAAAAAGUAAAAUCACACUUUUUAAGCAGCCAUGAGUUAAUUAUUCGGACAACUACUUUGACUUGAGUCAUAUUAUUUUGAAGUCACACUCCUCUUACUUGAGUACAAAUUUGUCCUUGCCCCUAAAUGAAUAAAUCCAUAUAGCUUUUGAUCACAAAUCCACGUGUCAUGUUGCACUUUGGCUCCUCUAGUAACGAUCUCACGUCUCAUAAAAUCAAGUCAGAAAGGUUUGAUCACAAGUCCAAGUGUCCAAAAUCCCCAAGAAUAGCAAAGCAGAGUUGACUUUUGGACACUCUGAAAACAAAAGCAUCCCGUCAAUGUCAGAUGAAAUCACAAUUGCGAUCUCUACUUUAGUAUGACACCAGCUUAAAAUUAUAGUUAGUCACCUCAGGGUAACUCUUCUGGAACAUUUCACUUCAAAUUUAUAAAAGUUGCUCUUUAGAAAUUUGAGCCCAGCUUCAGUAAGCAGGAAGUGCACUUAUGCACCAAGAGGGAGGACAUGAAAGAAUCUUUUCGCAUUGUAUGUAAGAAUGAUUUUCAUUUUGCAGAACAACUGCAGUUCGACAUUCCGAACUUGUGCGCUGAGACAAACGCCGUCUUCUCAAAAACCAUGGCUGAAAGUAUGGAGGGCCAUCUUCAAUGUCCCACCUGUCGGGACUUCUUCAGAGAUCCUGUCAUGCUGCCGUGCAGUCACAACUUCUGCCGUGCGUGUCUGCAGCAGCGGAAGGACGCAGGAGAACAAUCGUGUCCAGUCUGUAGGACAGAGUUUAGGUCGCUGGAUGCCCCUCCGAACCUGGCACUGAAGAAUCUGUGUGAAAACUUUCCUCGGGCCUCAAGCAAGUCAGAGGAAAUAUGCAGCAUGCACCAAAAGGAACUCAAACUCCUCUGUUUGGACCACCAGGAUAUUGUGUGCAUCAUCUGCAGAGACUCAGAAAUCCACGUUGGUCACACGUUCCUGCCCCUCAAAGAAGUUGUGAAAGGUCAUCGUAAGAAACUCCAGAAAGGCCUGCAGAAGGCCAUUGAAAGGCUCCAAAUUUACAACGACUGUCGAGAGAACUGCAAUGAACAGGCAGAGUACAUCAAAGUCCAGAGGGAGAAUGUCGAACGCAAGAUUAAGAAGGAUUUUGAGGAGCUCCGGCGCUUUCUCGACGUCGAGGAGGAGGCCAGGUUGGCUGCGGUAAGGGAGGAAGAGCAGAAGAAGAGUAAGAUCAUGAAUGAGAAGAUUGUGGUUCUUGGCCAACAAAUGACCGCACUCUCGGAUGUCAUCAGAAGCACUGAGGAGCAGCUGGCGUCUGGCAAGGUUUCUUUCCUGAAGAACUUCAAGACUGCGAUGAGCAGAAUCCAGGAGCUGCCUGAAAAGCCAAAGCUCCUGCCAGGUGGUCUGCUGGACGUAGCAAAACACGUGGGCAACCUCAAAUUCAAGGUAUGGGAGCUAAUGAAGGAGACGCUCGGCUACAGUCCCGUCAUUCUGGACCCCAACACGGCCAAUCCAAGAAUGAGUCUGUCCGAAGAUCUGACCAGUCUGAGUUGGAAAGACGUCCAGCAGGAGCGUCCAGAAAAUCCAGAGAGGUUCCAGACGUGGCGGUCUGUGCUGGGUGCUGCUUUGGACUCGGGAAGACACGUGUGGGAUGUUGAAGUGGGAGACAACAAUUCCUGGGCAGUGGGGAUCAGGUGGGGGGACCCUUGUUUGCCGGAGAAAAUGCGUGGUUGGGUCAUUGGAUUUCGUGAUGGGGAAUACUUAAUUCCCAGUGGCGAAUAUAGAGCACGGAAUCUGCCUGUCAAAUUGCAGAGGAUCCGAGUUGAAGUGGACAUAAAUGAGAGCUCACUGUCCUUCUCCGAACCUCUUACAAACACCGAAUUGUGGAAGAAGCCUUUCGAUUGGCCAGAUUUGUUCAGGAACACCAAAAUAUAUCCUUCCUUUCACACAAUAUGUAAAAUUCCUCUAAAAUUAAUCCCCUUUCCACCCUGUGUUACGACUGACAUCAGUUUGCAGUCAUGUUCGUCAUAUGUUGAAGUCACCAACAGGACCUUCGGCGAGCUGAGUAUUAGCCAAAACGAACAACUGCAGUUCGACAUUCCGAACUUGUGCGCUGAGACAAACGCCGUCUUCUCAAAAACCAUGGCUGAAAGUAUGGAGGACCAUCUUCAAUGUCCCACCUGUCUGGGCGUCUUCAGAGAUCCUGUCAUGCUGCCGUGCAGUCACAAUUUCUGCCGUGCGUGUCUGCAGGAGUGGAAGGACGCAGGAAAACGAUCGUGUCCAGUCUGUAGGACAGAGUUUCAGUCGAUUGGUACCCCUCUGAACCUGGCACUGAAGAAUCUGUGUGAAAACUUUCCUCGGGCCUCAAUCAAGUCAGAGGACAUAUGCAGCAUGCAUCAAGAGGAACUCAAACUCUUCUGUAUGGACCACCAGGAUACUGUGUGCAUCAUCUGCAGAGACUCAGAAAUCCACGUUGGUCACACGUUCCGGCCCCUCAAAGAAAUUGUGAAAGGUCACCAUGAGGAACUCAAGGAAGGCCUGCAGGAGGCCAAGGAAAGACUCCAAGAUUACAAAGAUUGUCGAGAGAACUGCAACGAACAGGCAGAGUACAUCAAAGUCCAGAGGGAGAAUGUCGAACGCAAGAUUAAGAAGGAUUUUGAGGAGCUCCGGCGCUUUCUCGACGUUGAGGAGGAGGCCAGGUUGGCUGCGGUAAGGGAGGAAGAGCAGAAGAAGAGUAAGAUUAUGAAGGAGAAGAUUGUGGUUCUUGGCCAACAAAUGACCGCACUCUCGGAUGUCAUCAGAAGCACUGAGGAGCAGCUGGCGUCUGGCAAUGUUUCUUUCCUGAAGAACUUCAAGACUGCAAUGAGCAGAAUCCAGGAGAUGCCUGAAAAGCCGCAGCUGCUGCCAGGUGGUCUGCUGGACGUAGCAAAACACGUGGGCAACCUCAAAUUCAAGGUAUGGGAGCUAAUGAAGGAGACGCUCGGCUACAGUCCCGUCAUUCUGGACCCCAACACGGCCAAUCCAAGAAUGAGUCUGUCCGAAGAUCUGACCAGUCUGAGUUGGAAAGACGUCCAGCAGGAGCGUCCAGAAAAUCCAGAGAGGUUCCAGACGUGGCAGUCUGUGCUGGGUGCUGCUUUGGACUCGGGAAGACACGUGUGGGAUGUUGAAGUGGGAGACAACAAUUCCUGGAUAGUGGGGAUCAGGUGGGGGCACCCUUGUUUGCCAGAGGAAAUGCGUGGUUCGGGCAUUGGAUUUCGUGAUGGGGAAUACUUAACUCCCAGUUGCGUAUAUGGAGCAUGGAAUCCGCCUGUCAAAUUGCAGAGGAUCCGAGUUGAAGUGGACAUAAAUGAGAGCUCAUUGUCCUUCUCCGAUCCUCUUACAAACACCGAAUUGUGGAACUCUAAGAAGAAUCCUUUGAGUUUGCCAGACUUUUCCAGGAACAUCAAAAUAUAUCCUUACUUUCACACAAUACGUAAAAUUCCUCUAAAGGUAAUCCCCAUUCCACCUGGUGUUACGACUGACAUCAGUUUGCAGUCAUGUUGACACAGCUUGAUUUUUUUGCUUUGAAUGUCAUCAGAAUCAUUCCUUUCUGUGAGAGAAUUUUAUUCAUGCUUUAAACACACCCAUCAUACAUCAACAUUGUAGCAUAGAGCAUCUUUGUUAUAUUGACCUGUUUGAGUGUGCCUUUCCAUAGCCUUGACUGUUGUAGACUGUAUCACAAUAUGCCCAAAUAUGGACUGUUAUGUUCCUGUGUUUUCCAAUAUGCCCUGAAUGAAUACAAUGGGCAACUGUGGCUUAUCAGACUGAGCUCAUCAUUGUUCUAGCCAGAGCCGGUGUAAAGCACAUAGUUUCGCCCUGAGCACUGAUAGUUGGACGUCCCGUGCUACAGAGUGCUACUACCUAACUGUGACGGUCCACUAUAAUUCAUACCUGUCAAAUUGUACAGUCUCGUCGUAAUUUGUACAAGUGAGCACUGAUUUUUAAAUGCGUACGCCGUACGUUACGUUCAAAAUCUGCACGUUUUUCGUGCAUUAUGUUUGCUUUUUUUUAAUCCGUUCGGAUUUGGUCACCGUUUCUGCAACGAGACAAUGUUCGUUAAUAAGUUGGUUGAAUAACCCGAGAAAAGUCAGAGACACGGACAGGGAAGAGUGUUUGUUGAGACGCUGUAGCAAACGCGAUGCUAGGCUAGGUGGCUCCAAUAUUUCCUGACUGUAGCCGACAGAAUACAAUCUACGCCUAGAUAUCUCAUGCAUAUAGAACUACACGCGAAAUGACAGACUCGGUAGCGUUAGUAAACAACCGCCAUUUUAGAGCAGUAAACUUCUCAGAAAGGCUCUGUUGUAGUAAACCUUACGAGCGAACCUAAGCAACUUUUUAUCUAAAAUACUCCUAAAUCGGCAAAAUCUUGACUUGAGUCUAUCUUUAAAGGAUGAAACAGUUUUUAAAUUUUCACAUUUCGAAAGUAGACAGAAGGGAACUAAUGCAAAAACGGGAGCAAUUUUAACAACUUUAACGGUUGAUUCACAACAUUAAAUGACCUCCAAACAUAGCAAAGGUUACUAUGUUUUUGGGUUUGUGUUUUGUUUUUAAUGAAAAAAAAACAAAAAAAACAUGAACGGUAUCACCAGUUACUUUGCCAAGUAACUUUUUAACUACUGUGUGUGUAUUUCAGUAGUCAGUCACUACACUAGCCAAAGAGCUAAGAGGCAUUUUAACAGUCGAAAAUGUUUACAUUUUAAGUGUUUAUUUCCUUUUUUUAAAGCAAAAUAAAGGCAGUGUAAAAAAAAAAAGAAAAAAGCAAAACGCGAACCGAAACCGUGAUCCCAAAACCGAGGAUCAAACCGAACCGUGGGCUAACUGAACCGUGGUGUUAUGACAGGCAAGCAACAACAAACAGACAAAACGGUCGUGAUCAAUUAAUAAACGUAUUAAAUUGCCAGAAAGGGUCUCCUUAUCCGUCGGAAUACCGAUGCAGGCAAAUCAUCGGUUCUGUUACUAUUGGAUCUCAGCGCCGCAUUCGACACGGUUGAUAACAACAUACUACUCAGCGGAUUGGAACAGUGGGUAAGGCUUACUGACAUUAUUCUUCAGUGGUUCACAUCCUAUUUACAUGAUCGGGAUUUCUUUGUGUCAAUCGGAAACUAUCAGUCAGAACGAACCAAAUUCACGUGUGGAGUCCCUCAAGGGUCAAUUCUUGGACCACUCUUAUUUAACAUCUAUAUGCUUCCGUUAGCUCAGAUAAUGGAACAGUAUGACAUCUCCUAUCACGCCUAUGCAGAUGACACACAACUGUACAUUUCUGUGUCCCCACAUGAUUAUAGUCCCUUAGUCUCCCUGAGUAAAUGCAUUCAUCAAAUCAAUGAAUGGAUGUGCCAGAAUUUUCUCCAGUUAAAUGUGGAGAAGACAGAGGUGAUCAUUUUUGGGCCAAAAAAGGAAAGGUCAAAGAUAAGCAGGGAACUUAGCACAAUGUCACUUACAGCUACAAAUCAAGUCAGAAACCUUGGCGUAAUUAUUGAUUCAGACCUAAAAUUUCACAGCCAUCUGAACUCCGUCACUAAAUCCGCUUAUUAGCACCUAAAAAAUAUAACCAGAAUUAAGGGGCUUCUAACUCAACAAGACAUGGAAAAACUUAUGCAUGCAUUCAUUUUCAGCAGAUUGGACUAUUGCAACGGUAUAUUUACAGGUCUUGAUAAAAAAUCAGUCAGGAAGCUGCAGCUAGUACAGAAGGCUGCAGCCAGAGUCCUCACAAAUACAAGAAAGCUGGACCACAUAACGCCGGUUUUGAAAUCGCUACACUGGCUUCCAGUGAGUCAAAUGAUAGACUAUAAAAUACUACUGCUUGUCUACAAAACACUUAAUGGCCUUUGGACCAAAAUACAUGCUUGACUUGUUAGUUUCCUAUGAGACAUCUAGACCCCUAAGGUCGUCUGGAACCGGUCUUCUGCAUGUUCCAAGAACAAGAACAAAGCAGGGUGAGGCAGCAUUUAGUUAUUAUGCUCAUCACCUCUGGAACAAGUUACCUGAAUGUCUGAAGUAUGCUCAAACUGUUAGCUCUUUUAAAUCAGGGCUAAAAACUAGUAGUUUUUGUUUUAUUUUUAUUUCUGUUUAAUUUUUAUUUAUUUAUUUUUAUUCAAUUUGUGAUUAAAUGCGAUCUUUUGUCUGGGUUUUUACAUUGUAUUGAUUUAAAUUUGAUUUUUAUGAUCUUCAUGUGAUGUGAAGCACUUUGAAUUGCCUUGUGUUGAAUUGUGCUAUAUAAAUAAAUUUGCCUUGCCUUGCCUUUGAAAAAAGAAGGUUGUAUUGUAUACUUCUAGGCUUUUCAUCGCUACACAUCGAGACGGUAAAACCCAGGAAAUGUUUGCAAUAUAUGGCGGGGGUAACGUGUUGCUAAACUUUCGUAUUUAAGUGCUGGAAAGGUCUUCGGGAAUUUAUGUCAUCAGGUAGCGGCAGGUGGCGAGGCACGUCCCUCGUUGCUAAGGUGUUGCUAUGGCAGUAACUCAAAAACUAUGCAGUCAAUUAAAAAAAAUUGGGUAGUGCGAGUUUUGAGACAGCGAGUGAUGCAUUCAAUACAAUUUAAGCGAGUAAACCGCUCAUAUACAUACUAUAUAUAUGGCGGAAAACACAGACAAGACUGAAAAAGACGUUUCUGCUCUCGCAACCCUCUUUAAAAUAAACUGCUGUAUUUUAAGCCCAAAACAAAAACUGUUGUGUUUGAAAGAACAAUAUAUCUAUAUGCUGCCAUAGCAGAUUCAUGGCACAUUUUGCCCCCGAACUAUAUUUAAUUUGUCGGUUUUACCUUCAAAACCCCCGUUUACAGACGUCGCGCAACCGCUUUUGUUUCAACCCAGCCAUAAAACGUAGGUAAUUAGUAAAGAUGUCCCGCUCGAUCGGGUCCAAUCACGUCAUUUUCAAAGUAUCGGAAUCGGCAUAAAAAUAUCGGACAUGCCUUUUUUUUUUUAUAUAUACAUUUUUUUUUUUUUUUUAAUUUAAAUCGUUUUCUAAUUGUAUAUAACGUUACAGACAAAAUGUCUUACGCUCAUCCAGAGUAGUUUUAGUUUAAAGUAGGACAAUCAAAUUUAUUGUGUUAACGGCGGUAAUUAUUUUUUCUUAAUUAAUCACGUUAAAUAAUUAACGCAUGCGUUGCACGACCCACUCACGUAUUGCCGCUUACAAGCUAUACAGGCGCCGUUUUACCAAUAUAUAGAGCUAAACGCAGCGUUUAAUGAGUAGAGAGAAUUUUGCCAGCCGUUGGAGCCUUUUUUAUUUGACUAAAGCCUUACAUUCACUCUCUCAGCAAUUAAAAUUAACGCGGGAGGCAAUGUGGGGAAGUAAGAUGGUAGUUGAUCAUUUUCUUAACACCCUAUGUUCCUACCCAAUGCAGAGAAGAUAUAUCAAUUGGUGCCCCUACGCACAGUCAUGGUUGCACUUCCCAUCAUGCAUUUGGGUUGAAUGGCUGCAGUAUCAUUGACUGAAAGCUCAACAAAUACACUAGAUGGCAAUAUUUAGUCACAAUAUACAAAGUCACAUUUAAUCACCAAAUGUGGAGGCCCGCAGUUUGGGGACCCCUGCUGUGGACUAAUACAUUUCUGUUCAAAGAUGGUUAUGUGGCCUGAUUUGUUACUAAAAUACAGUACUAGUAUUUCGUAAAGAUAUCCGAUCGAUCGGGUCCGAUCACGUCAUUUUCAAAGUAUCGGCAAAAAAAUAUCGGACAUGCCUUUUUUUAAUAUAUUUAUAUUUUCUCAUUAAAUCGUUUUCUAUUUGUAUUUAACGUUACAGACAAAAUGUGUUACACUCAUCCAGAGUCUUUAGUUUUGGCUUAAAGUAGGGCUAUCAAAUUUAUCGCAUUAACGGCGGUAAUUAUUAUUUUUUAAUUAAUCACGUGAAAUUAUUUAACGCAAUUAACGCAUGCGCUGCACGACCCACUCACGCAUUGUCACUUUCAAUCUAUUAUGGCGCCGUUUUACUUACAUAUAGAGCUAAAAACUAACGUAAAAUGAGUAGAGUGAAUUUAGGCAGUCUUUGGAGCCAUUUUAUAAUUGGCUAAAGCCUUAAAAUCCCUCUCUCCACAAUUAGAAAUAUGGUGGGAAACAAUGUGGGGAAGUAAGGUAGUAAUUGAUCUUUUUCUUAACACCCUAUGUUAUUUCCCAAAGCAGAGAAGAUAUAUGAAUUGGUACCACUACGCACAGUCAUGGUUGCACUUCCCAUCAUGCAUUUGGCCAGAACAGUUAAAUGGCUACAGUAUCAUUUACUGAAAGCUCAACAAAUACACUAGAUGGCAAUAUUUAGUCACAAUAUACAAAGUCACAUUUAUCCUUUAAGAAUUACAAGUCUUUCUAUCCGUGGAUCCCUCUCACAGAAAGAAUGUUAAUAAUGUAAAUGCUAUCUUGAAGAUUUAUUGUAAUAAACAAAUACAGUACUUAUGUACUGUAUGUUGAAUGUACAUAUUCGUCCGAGUUUUAUUCAUUUUUUUCUUAAUGCAUUGC